CGUUGAAUACACACGCUGCAGCUCACUCCACAACUUGUGUCAUGUGCAUUUUUUUCUGUUGAAAAAAAAAUAUCAUUUUGUUUAUUGUAAAAUACGUAUGAAAAUCUUUGAACGUGCUACACGAUUGAUUUGGUAGUUUAGCGUACUUAAAGUUUAACAACACAUUGUUUUCCGAUCAUCAAUUCCAUUGUAUCUGUGUUUGAUACUCUGAUUUUCGGUUUAAAUUGUAUCCGGAGAACCAAAGAAGAAAAAUUAAGCGAAACGACGAUAAUACACAAUUGCAUAAAUAAAAAAGUGUUUACUGAAAAAACAAAACUAAGUCACAACGAAAAAAAGUUCACAUUUUUUUCGCCCAUUACAAUGAGAAAAAAUUGUUAGAGGUUGAUUCUUGUGACAUUCGCAAUUUUAAGUAAAAAGUGCCGUUGAAUAUAUAUCUGUAACAUUGAGUAUUUUGUUCUGAACAUUUUGAAAAUCAAUUGACUGUGCAAAAAGAAAUCGAUCCGUAGAAAACAAUUUAAAAACCAUACACCGACGGCCAAUGGACGGCACGGCACGUGAAUAAAGAAACGAAAUCGGACAGACAAGUGCUAACCAAACAAAACGGAAUUGUAACGAGAUUUUCAAAGCUUGUCAACAAAAAAAUUCGUGCAAAAAAGUAGUGGAACACUUUUUUUAAGAGGACAAUUUAAUUAAAUUUGGUCAAACUGGCUCUCCACUCAACAGAAGCCCUCAUGGCGGGUUAUUUGAAAUCAUCGGAUCUUGGGCCGCAUGCACAUAGCUAUGGUGCACCACAUCCGCAUCAUUCAGCACACGCACAUGGACCAUUACCGCCGGGAAUGCCAAUGACAUCGUUACCGUUUGGUUUGCCACAUGGAUUGGACACAUCGAUUGGCUUCCCGCAAGGUAUGUGGGGCGUAAACACCAGAAAACAACGAAGAGAACGGACUACAUUCACACGCGGACAAUUAGACGUAUUAGAGGAUUUAUUUGGCAAAACUCGAUAUCCCGAUAUUUUCAUGCGAGAGGAGGUAGCAUGCAAAAUUAAAUUGCCCGAAUCACGUGUUCAGGUUUGGUUCAAAAAUCGUAGGGCGAAAGUGCGUCAACAACAAACUCAUCAACAGUCGUCAUCCAAUGCAAAUAACUCUAAAUCAUCGUCACGGUCUUCAUGUUCAUCGUCUUCGUUGCCAUCAUCACGUGGCACCGGUUCGAGUGGAAAUAGCAGCGGCAAUGCCAUCACCAACAACAAUAACAAAACAAACAGUUCUGGUAUGAACAGUGGUGGAUCUGGAUCGAAAAAUACGAGCACAUCAUUAAAACAAGGCACGAAUACUACCACAUCGAAUAAUAAUCAAUUGUCGCAUCAAAACAGUAAUUCAAACAAUAAUACCACAACAUCAAAUAAUGGACUCGUAUCGAUUGGUCACAAUUCAUCACCAAUUCUACCGAUGACACCAACAUCAUCGGUCAGUCCGCCGGUAAAUGUAAUUUGUAAAAAAGAACUGAACUAUGGCUUACAAAAUGGUGUGCCCGGACUGAGUGAUGUUAUGAAAUCCACAUCUAUACAUGAUUCAAUCAAAGAAGAAAUGGCCGGUAUGAUUUCAUCGAAUCCAAUUGCAUAUUCAAAUAUCAAUGCACGUCUUGGCCAUGGCGGCAACAGCACACCAUUAGGUUCAAAUUCAUCAAUCAUAACAACACCAUCGCCACCAAUGACACCAUCACAAAAUGCCCUGUCCUAUGUGCCGAACCAUGAAUCGUAUUUUUGGCAUUCACAAUACAAUCAAUAUCCAAAUAGCUAUCAAACACCAGCUUCUUACUACUCACAAGUGGACUAUCAGAGCCAAUCAAACUACAGCAUGGGACAUUCAGGUUAUUCAACAUCAAACAUGGGCUUAACCGCCAGCAACACAUUCAACGGUGCGAUGACAUCACAGCCAUUCUCAUCGAAUGGUCUUGAUUAUAUGUCGCCAGCACCAGAAAAGUAUGGCAUCAAUAUGGUAUAAAACAUUCGAUUUGAUUAAACAAAAUGGAAUUUAUCUCUAAUUUAUAUACAUUUUAUAUAUAUAUUAUAUCACACACACUCACACACAUACACACACAAGAAACAUUACAAUGGAAAAUCUUUUGUUAGAUUACAAUCAUUUAAUCGUAAAAUCAAGUAUCAACCGAAACAAAAACAAAGAGUUUCGCAAAAAAAAACCUACUUGUUUAUUUAAAAUUGAAGUAAAAAAAUUCAAAUCACUUUUCAAUUUUGAUAGAGAAAGAAGAAAUAUCGCCGAUAAAUAAUGACAAUAUUUAAAAGAGAAAAAAGAAGCUCGCAUUGAAUAUUAUAAAUCUAUUUAAACAAUUCGAAAAUUGUAUUUUUUGUUAAUUUUAUUCACUAGUAUUCUUGUGCUUGGUCAUUUCUUCUUCGAAUAUUUUAUCAAUUUUUUCGUCAUCAUUUUUCAUGUGAUUUGAUAUCAAAAAAAAAAUACUUCAAUCUACAUAUUGUAAUUAAUUUUAAAUGGAUUUUGUGCAAAAUACGCCUUCAAAAGAUCUGAAUGCAUACUUGAGUUUUAAUAUAAAAAAGAAAUUUUACCGGAUGGUACACACUUGCAUGUCUGGCUGGCAAAGAUGUAAAUAGUUGAUGCAAGAGAAGCAAACAAAUGAUGAAUGAAACACAUAUUCAACAAUUUAAAAUACGUAAUUUUCAAGAUAAUUUUUAAGAAAAAAAUUGAAGGUGUAAGAGACAAAAAAAAAACCACAAAAAAGUGAGAGUGGAAGAUAGAAAUAGAGAGUUUAGUUGUAGGAAUAAUACGUUGACGAUAAUUCUAAUUGACCAUCGGAACUCAAUCAAUUUAUUGAAUAUGGUUUAAUACAAAACUGAAAGCAGAAAAAUUAUUAGAAUGGUUUUGAAUUUCGAAUCGUCAACGACAUUUUUCGUGGAAUAAAACACGAAUCAAAAUGUUUAAAGCAAAACCAUACACUUCGAGAGAGAGAAAAACGUAAUUUAUUAGAAACAUUCAACUUUUUUCUGGUUCUAUGUGUCAGUGUGCGUGUUUGAAUAAAAAUGAAAUUUUUUUUCGCAACAAUAAAAUAUCACCAAAAUAAAGUAGCGACCGCAUGGAUAAUUUUUAAUUUCACUCGUCUACACUGUACUAUCGCAGUUUUUGUGCAAUGAGUAAGAAAAAAGCGAUUCAUUGCAAUUUAUUAGUGCAAAACAUGCGAUAUUAUUCGUUAAUUUGUUCAUUUCAUUCACUAUUCUUUUAGUGAAUGCGUGAAACGUAAAUAAUAAUCCACAAAACAUUGAAGCAAGGAGAAAUGAAAUUCAUGAAUGAGAGGAAAUUAAAAAAAAUUAACGUAAACAAAGAAAGAAUGUAAUGAGUAUAUAUUGGUCCUUAGAAAAAGCACGAGUAAAUGCAUCAUAUGCAUUAUUCAUGCCUAAUAAAUGAAGUACAACGAUUCUCACAUUAAACUUAAAGCAAGAACAUUAACAAAGAAAAGAAAUCAUCCACCUAACUAAAGACAAAGCACUCCGAAUGGACAACAAACGAAUACUCUAGUUCUUUAACAACAAUUACAUUCAAAGUAAUAAUAACAAACAUAAACGACGAUAGCAAAAUAAAACUUAAACAAAAAAUCAGCAUAAAUAAUAAUCAACAAUCCAUGAUUAUGUUAGGUUCAAUAAAACGAUAAGGAAAGAAAAUUACAAUUAAUUAUACUAUAUAAAUAAAUAAAAAAUAUAUAUAUUUAACAUGUCAAAUUGAAAAUAUAUUCUAGAGUUAGAUAUGUGUAAAGUUGAAACAAAAGUGAAAAAUAUGCUACAAAACAAAUAACAUUCAAGCGACAAAUAUAUAUCAAAAUUUCAUAUCAUAAACAUGUUAAUUUGAUGCCCUCACACUCACAAUACUUUGGAUAGUUACACAUUUAAUACACACACAAUCACAUGUUCAAGACAAAGAGAGACGAUUUUAACUAAUUUGUCGAUAAUAUAUUAUUAAGUCACACCAACCGGUAUCGUUCAUUCAAUUCAGAAAGACAAAAUCAAUCGCAAAAGUAUAAAACAAAUACGUCUUCUCUUACCCUUCUUUCAAAUACUAAACCAUUUCUUUCCGUGUCUUGACCAUAACUAAUGUUAAUUGUCCAAUUGUAAUAUAAAAUA
Messenger RNA from Contarinia nasturtii (swede midge), 4138 nucleotides. It is a transcript of the gene oc, whose product is annotated as homeotic protein ocelliless. Gene Ontology annotation, cellular component: nucleus. Lineage: Eukaryota; Metazoa; Arthropoda; Insecta; Diptera; Cecidomyiidae. The coding region runs from base 732 to 2000 and encodes 422 amino acids. The record is from RefSeq and is a predicted model, not a curated record. Gene Ontology annotation, molecular function: RNA polymerase II cis-regulatory region sequence-specific DNA binding; DNA-binding transcription factor activity, RNA polymerase II-specific. Gene Ontology annotation, biological process: regulation of transcription by RNA polymerase II. The transcript has 4 exons.